AUGACGGCGCCGUGUCUUGCGGCAAAGAGGAGGAGCAACAUGACGUUUGGGCUGAAAGCUUGGAGGAGAUGUGCCGCGUCUCUGUUGGUUUUGCUGAGUAUUGCCCCCGCUAACUUUCUUUUCGAGAGCGAAGGCAGACAGUCCGCACUUCGUUGGGGCAGAAGGCAGAGUGUAUUGUGGACCUCGAUGCUGUGUGCAGAGGAGGCCCAUGCUAUUGGGGUAGCCCUCGACUACCGGAAGUUGGAAGAGAUUGAUCUCUCAUCCAGGAAGAUUGUUGGUGAUAUCAAUUCCGAAAAGGUUCAGAAGGCACUGGGCACCAUAAAAGAUGCCAAGCAGAAGACAGAAGCUUUAUUCAGGGCAUACAGGGAGGAUGUGACUGUCAGCUUCAAGCCUUACUUAACUCCGAUUCCAGAAAUGAGAGAAGCGUUGGAAGAGCUCUACGAGCUGUUUGACCCGGAUUCGAAGCGAGAUGUGGAGCGUAUUGGCAGGUUGCUGCUUUCAGCAAGGUACAAGUUCAACGAGGCACGAAGUGCUGACCCAAAGGCCACUGACUAUGAGUUGAUGGUCAGCAACAGCGUGUUGUUGAGCGACAAGAAGGAGAAGGCCAAAUUUGAUACCUAUUUGCAGAAUUUCCUGCAAAUAGCAGACAAAUUCCUCUUAUUUAUUGAAUGA
Molecule: messenger RNA, 672 nt
Organism: Durusdinium trenchii
Lineage: Eukaryota; Dinophyceae; Suessiales; Symbiodiniaceae
Source: the annotation of a GenBank genome assembly